ACUAAACCAAACAAAUUACAAAAGCAAAGUCGACUAGUUUGAUUAUGGCAGCCAACCGGCAAAAUUUCCUCAAAUAUAAAUUGAUUAAAAUACAUUACAAAAACAUAGGUCAGUCGCAGUAACAGCCCAGCAGCGUUACAAAUAACGGAACCACCAAACCAUGAGGAGCUCGAAACUUAGAAGAAAUCUUUCGCCGUCAAAUUUUUGAUCAAGAAGAAAGGGUUCUGUUCCGUUAACGGGAAAGUCGUUUUUCUACUGUAGAUAAUACAUCAACAAAGAAGCUAAAACCAAACCCAAUUCAAUCUACCAUUGACGUGAUCAUCACCAAAACAGGGUUUUUCUUUCGUUUUUAUUCAAUCUUUACCCAGAAAAUUGAUCUCUGUUUCUUCUUUCCUUAAUUAAAUGCAUGUAUAGUCCAAAAAAAAGGCUAAAUGGGGGAUUAUGUGAGUAGCGACGAUGAUUAUUAUCAAGAUUACCAGGAGUAUUAUAAUGAUGAUGAAGAAGAUUCUGUAGAUGAGUUUCCAGUCGACAGUGACGUAGUGGCAGCCAACACGAGCAGUCCCUCUUCUAAGGUGAUCACUAAAGAAUCUCUCUUGGCUGCACAGAGGGAGGACAUUCGCAAAGUAAUGGACUUGCUGUCACUGCAGGAGCAUCAGGCUCGGAGUUUGCUCAUCCAUCAUCGUUGGGACAUUGAUAGGUUGCUUCAGUCUCUAAUAGAGAUUGGGAAAGAUAAAUUGUAUGCUGAAGCUGGAGUGACAAUCAUGGAUCACGAUGGCCUAAUCAUCUCCCAGUCACCAUCUGUAGUCCAGUGCACUAUUUGCUUUGAUGAUGUAUGUGCUACUGAGGUGACUGCCAUGGACUGUGGUCACUUCUUCUGCAACAGCUGUUGGAUUCAGCAUUUUAUUGUGAAGAUAAAUGAUGGCCAGAGUAGACGCAUUAGGUGCAUGGCGCCCAAGUGCAAUGCGGUGUGUGAUGAUGCAAAAAUUAGAUAUUUACUUAGCGUGGAAUAUUCUAGCCUUGCAGAAAAAUUUGAUCGAUUUCUUUUUGAAUCCUAUAUUGAGGAUAAUAAAAGAGUUAAAUGGUGCCCUAGUGUUCCACAUUGUGGAAAUGCUAUAAGAGUUGAGGAUGAUGAACCUUGUGAGGUUGAAUGUGCAUGUGGUAAACAAUUUUGUUUUAGUUGCUUGUCUGAAGCACAUUCACCUUGUUCAUGCAUAAUGUGGGAACUCUGGUCCAAGAAAUGCCGGGAUGAAUCGGAGACAGUUAAUUGGAUUACAGUCCAUACAAAACCUUGCCCAAAAUGUCACAAGCUAGUUGAAAAGAAUGGAGGAUGCAACCUAGUAUGCUGUGUUUGUGGACAAGCAUUUUGUUGGCUAUGUGGUGGUGCCACUGGUAGGGAGCAUACUUGGACAAGUAUAGUUAAUCACAGUUGUGGACGAUACAAAGAAGACCAGGUGAAGAAAACUGCAUGUGCAAAAAGAGAUCUGGAGCGUUAUAUUCACUACCAUAACAGAUAUAAGGCACAUUUAGAUUCCUUGAAGCUUGAAUCUGAACUUAAGGAAAACUUAAGGAGAAAGAUACUGGCACUAGAAGAGUUGGAAUCCAGAUCUAAAGCUUCCAGUUUAGAUUUUAGUUGGUUAAUGAAUGGACUAUACAUACUCUUUGGAUCAAGGCGGAUUCUUUCAGUUACCUAUCCAUUUGCAUAUUAUGUGUUUGGCAAUGACUUGCUCAAAGAUGAGAUGACAGGUGAGGAAAAGGAAAUGAGAAAAAACUUGUUUGAGAACCAACAGCAGCUGUUUGAGAGAAAUGUUGAGAAGCUCUCCUUGUUUCUACAAGAGCAAUUUGACCAGUAUAAUGAGGAUGAAAUUUUGGAUUUAAGAAUGAGGAUCAUUGCGGUUUCAGUAUCCACUGAUAAUCUCUGCCGAAAUUUAUAUGACUGUAUCGAGAAUGAUCUGUUGGGUUCCCUAAAAUGGACAGUUCAUAAGAUAGCUCCUUACAAGUCAAGAGGUGUUUUCAGAAGCUCUUAACUUUGGGCACAAGCGCUGUGCUGAUAUGGCAUAACAGUGGCAUAAAUGUAUCUUCCUUCUAAGAAGAUUAUCGACACCGGCUUAAAACUGCUGACACAUGUAAAUAUACAAUGAUUACGGAGCUCCAUCGAGCUUCUAGGAGUUCGAUUUGUGGUGGGUUUUCGGUGCUCGGAAGAUAUGCUAGGAGAACUCUUAGAGAUAGCUGCAUUAUUUUUGGUGUGAUGAAUGAUUAAUAUAGCGAUUAUCAACGGCUUUUUUAGGGGCACAACUUGAUUCUGGCUUUUCAUUUACCGUUGCCAUAAGCAUUUACUUCGCUAUUAUCCUGUCCCCAUCUCAUUUUUUUUUUUUAAAUAAAGAAAAUAGCGGGUAUUAUUUAUUUGUUUUA
Messenger RNA from Jatropha curcas, 2409 nucleotides. Its product is annotated as putative E3 ubiquitin-protein ligase ARI2. The record is from RefSeq and is a predicted model, not a curated record. Gene Ontology annotation, biological process: protein ubiquitination. NCBI's taxonomy places the organism in Eukaryota, Viridiplantae, Streptophyta, Magnoliopsida, Malpighiales, Euphorbiaceae. Gene Ontology annotation, molecular function: ubiquitin-protein transferase activity; zinc ion binding.